UAUAAAUAGAAACAAAAUCGCAUUCUCUUCUUCCACCAAACCUUCUUCAUUAGAUAUUUUUUCAUUAAUAUUUCCCUGCAAACAAAACAGUUUUUAAUAGUUCAGAAAUGGAAGAAACGAAGGAUAGAAAAAUUGUAGUAGCCGUGGACGAAAGUGAAGAGAGCAUGAAAGCUCUUUCAUGGAGUCUUGACAAUCUUUUUCCAUAUGGUUCCAAUAAUACUCUCAUCCUCCUUUACGUCAAGCCCCCUCUUCCCGUUUACUCUUCCAUUGAUGCUGCAGGGUUUAUAGUGACCGGUGAUCCAGUUGCAGCCUUGAAGAAAUAUGAACACGAGCUCGUGGAAUCGGUCAUGGCUCGAUCUCGAACCGUCUACCAAGAUUUUGAGUCCGAUAUUAAUAUAGAGAGAAGAGUUGGAAGAGGAGAUGCUAAGGAAGUUAUAUGUAACGCAGUUCAGAAACUUAAGGCUGAUAUGUUAGUUAUUGGCACACAUGACUAUGGCUUCUUCAAAAGGGCUUUGCUAGGCAGUGUAAGCGAGUACUGCGCCAAACGAGUGAAGUGUCCCGUGAUUAUCGUGAAGAAGAAUGCUCAAAAUAAUUAGAACGCAAAAGUCAUUAAUCUUAUGAUUGUGUAUGUUUCAAAGCAAUUGAUGUAACAGAUAAAUCAAUCUUCAUAUGCAAUAAUAUAUGAUGACGCUUUUAUAUAGUAACUAGUAAUGGCUGAUUAUGAUAAUAAAAAUGAUUUAACAGAUAAGUGAUGACAAAAUAAAUAAAAUACUAUGAC
Eruca vesicaria subsp. sativa (arugula) is the source of this 778-nucleotide messenger RNA. NCBI's taxonomy places the organism in Eukaryota, Viridiplantae, Streptophyta, Magnoliopsida, Brassicales, Brassicaceae. The record is from the annotation of a GenBank genome assembly.